AUGGAGCACCUUCGGCUCCCGCAUACGGAACACCUCAGGGACCCGGACGUGGAGCACCCCAGGGUCCAGGAUAUGGAGCACCUCCCGAUCCCGGAUACGGAGCACCUUCGGCUCCUGCAUACGGAGCACCUCAGGGUCCCGGACGUAGAGCACCUCAGGGUCCAGGAUAUGGAGCACCUCCCGAUCCCGGAUACGGAGCACAUUCGGCUCCCGCAUACGGAGCAUCUCAGGGUCCCGGACGUGGAGCACCUCAAGGUCCAGGAUAUGGAGCACCUUCAGAUCCCGGAUACGGAGCACCUCCAGGUCCCGGAUACGGGGCACCCCCUACUGCAGGUC
Dibothriocephalus latus is the source of this 336-nucleotide messenger RNA. The record is from the annotation of a GenBank genome assembly. NCBI's taxonomy places the organism in Eukaryota, Metazoa, Platyhelminthes, Cestoda, Diphyllobothriidea, Diphyllobothriidae.